AGUGGGGGCAGGACACUCAAUGGAGACGAAGAGAUUUUUUUUCUAUGGGAGAAAAAAAGUUAGUUAAACUGUAACCGGCCACAUGGCGCUUUGUGUGUAGUGUGUUUCAGUGUCAUUUUUUCUCCACUUUUGUGAUGGAGUUAUUAUGGGAGAUCUCAUGGAGCCACUUUUAAAGGAUUUUCCUUAAAAAAGCGACUCAUUCAUGGAGCCGAAGGAGUGAAGGAUCAUGAGUACAGGUAUGAAGAAGCCGCCAGUUGCCCCCAAACCCAGGCUGGUGGCAUCUCAGAAGCCAGUCCCCCCUCCGAUCGCACCUAAACCCGAGAGCCUUCUUCCCUCUCCAUCUCCUUCUGCACCAAAAAGAGGGAAACCUGCACUAGCCCCUAAACCAUGCCUGGAUAAAAUCUGUCCCAAAGCUGUCUCAAACAGCAGUGGCAAAUCCGAGGGUAUCCCCGCAUCCAAAAAUGGAGGCCUUUCGUGUUACAUCAUACCACCCAAGAGUCACCAUAUGGGCAAAACGAGGGGAUCUGAAGAAACGAGCGAAGCGACGGAUUAUGAAUCGGGGAAAAAGCGAGGCAGUCCAGUCGAGGAGUUUGGCUGCAACAGUGGAAAGGACCAAGUGACUUUACUCCGACAAGAUGUGCAAAACCAAAUUCCCACACACUCCCCAAACACUACUCCUGAUGCAAAGGAUGAUACACACACAGCUGUGCUUGUCAAGGAUGACAUACUCACACAACCAGAGUUACAUUCUCCAACAGUGGAACCCUUUCAGAAACAACAGCAACUUGCUAAGGAAUCUUCACACAAGCGGUGUUUAACCACUGAGGAUAUACAUUCUAAUACCAAUACUAUGCCUUCACCCCCUAGUAAACCACUUCCUGUACCUCAGCCUCGGCGUCCAAGAAGAAAUUUGCUUCUUCGCCAAAAGCCAGUAGUGGAGUGUUCAAAUGAAACAGAGACACAACUCCCUGUGACCCUUCAAAAGCAUUUAGAAAACCAGUAUUCUGUACCAGAAGACACUUGCCUUGCAAACACUUCUUCAGACUUAGACGCAGGCUCUGCCAACAUUACAGACUCUACCAACAAUAAAGACUUAAGCUGUGACGCACACGACGAUGGUAGCGUGACCCAUACAGAAACUUUCUGCUAUUCCGAACCAGUCACUAGUGAAAUGUCCGUAUCUAUAGAAGAGGAGGAGCAACAGCCACCUGCCCCACCCCCUCGACAAAAGUCCCUUUUACAAAAAGACAGUAACAAUCAUAUGUCAUCUUCUCUGGAUAACCUGCUUCUUACGGAGCAUGCAAACUCCGAUCGGUUUGAUGAGAAGCUCCACAGAGAAGAGGUGGAAGAGGACGACGAGGACGAUGAUGAAGAUGGUGCAUAUGGCGAUUUUGCUCGUUGUUCGUUCACUAGGAGUUUACCGAAACAAAUUAGACUCAACCGUAGCCCUCAGCUGGUGACUGUAUCAAAGGCGUCUUCAGCAGAGGAAAGCUCGCCAAAGAUCGUCCCCAAAAAGCCACAGAGACACAGUCUACCUGCGUCCGCACUGUCAAGGAAACAAAACACGCCACCACAAACACCCGUUCCGGCCCCACCGCCUAUUUUUGGAGCACUUCCUGCCCCUCCUAACGAAAAACCCUCAUCAUGGCGCAUCACUUUCUCAGGAAUCCCUCUAUUUGGUAAACAGCUAUCUCAGAGCGCUAACCAAUCACAGACCAGAGAUGGAAAGAGGACGGGGUCAGUGCUGGUCAAGCAGAGGGCAAGGUCAUUCUCUUCCGCUGAUCUUCUACGUGUGGACUCAGGCGGUGGUGUGCAGAAACACCGCAGUCUGAAGAAACUUCUCGAAGUACGUGUGAAGCUGAUUCCGAAACUGCUACGUAGUGGGACGUCUUUGGACUGCAGUAGCACGGAUACAGAGUGUGACGCGCACAACGUGGCCAACACUGAGGUCACAGCCACCAGCGAGAACAUCUCUCAGCAGGAUGGAGAAGAGGACUGUGGGGUCGAAUAUGAAAAUGUGCCCCUCUAUGAGGAGAUUCCUGAGUACAUGAACCUGCCCUGGGUCUAUUCGAAUCAGAAUACGGAUAGUGGAGUGUAUGAAGUGCAGGAACCUUAUGAAAUGAGCAGGCCUCAUUUGGGCGACGAUGUGUCUGAGGAAGAGGAGGGGCUAAGCUCGAACGAGGAUGAUGACAACAGCUCCACCUCCAGCAAAGAUGAAAUGGACCAAUCAAGAGACAAAGAGGAGGUCGAGAAAGCAAAAAGGAAUAAAGUGGUCCACAUUGCCAUGGAGAUCAUGAGCUCAGAGAAAGUGUUUGUGGACGUUUUAAAGUUGCUGCACAUCGACUUCCGGGAUGCAGUUGCCAAAGCGAACCGCGCCAGUGGUAAACCUGUGGUGGAGGAGCGGGUGCUGAAUCAGAUCCUGUACUACCUCCCUCAGCUCUACGAGCUCAACAAGGACCUGCUGAGAGAACUGGAGGAGAGAGUCGCACACUGGUCGGAUCACCAGAGACUGGCAGACAUCUUUGUGCAGAAGGGACCGUAUCUGAAGAUGUACUCGACGUACAUCCGAGAGUUCGAUCGCAACGUGGCUCUGUUGGACGAACAGUGCCGCAAGAACCCUUCUUUUGCCACAGUCGUACGUCAGUUCGAGAAGAGUCCUCGUUGUGCCAGUCUGGCUUUGAAGCAUUACCUACUAAAACCUGUGCAGAGGAUUCCACAGUACCGGCUCCUGCUGACAGAUUAUUUGAAAAAUCUUCCUGAAGACUCGUCGGAUUACAAGGACACUCAAACCGCUCUUGGGGUGGUGAAGGAAGUUGCAAAUCACGCCAAUGACAUCAUGAAACAAGGGGACAACUUCCAGAAGUUGAUGCAGGUUCAGUGCAGUUUGAACGGGCAUCAUGAAAUUGUGCAGCCUGGAAGGGUGUUUCUCAAGGAAGGCACACUGAUGAAACUUUCCCGGAAAGUUAUGCAGCCCAGAAUGUUCUUCCUGUUUAAUGACAUCCUGCUCUACACCACUCCUGUGCAAUCUGGCCAGUAUAAAGUAAACAGCAUGCUGUCUCUGGCUGGUAUGAAGGUAAGCAAGCCCAGUCAGGAGGCUUAUCAGAAUGAGCUGAACAUUGAGAGUGUGGAACGUUCUUUUAUCCUGUCUGCCAGCUCAGCCACAGAGAGGGACGAGUGGCUAGAAGCCAUCGCUACAGCAAUAGACGACUACACAAGAAAGAAGAUCUCAUUCAUAUCCAGCCGGAGCCAAGAGUCAGAAGAAGCUCCCUCUGAUGGUUCUCCACUGGGUUCUAAAGCUCCAAUCUGGAUCCCAGACCUUCGCACCACCAUGUGUAUGAUCUGUACCUGCGAGUUCACUCUCACCUGGAGACGCCACCACUGCCGGGCCUGUGGCAAGGUCGUGUGCCAGGCAUGUUCGUCAAACAAAUAUUAUCUGGAGUACCUGAAGAACCAGCUGGCACGAGUGUGUGAUCAGUGUUACAUCAAACUACAGCAGAAGGACAAAGGUGAGCAGUCCGAGGUGGCCGUUUCACCCAUUGGCCGCAGCUCAACGUUUGCUUUCUCUAGAAAACAAAAGAAGAUUCCCUCUGCGUUGAAAGAGGUUUCUGCAAACACUGAGAAUUCCUCUAUGAGUGGCUAUCUACAGAGAGCUAAAGGCUACAAGAAGCCGUGGAAGCGGCUGUGGUUCGUUAUCAAGAACAAAGUCCUUUAUACUUACGCUGCUAGUGAGGAUGUUGCAGCACUGGAGAGCCAGCCACUGCUGGGCUUUUUCCUGAGGGAAGAGAAGUCUGGACCGGCAGAGAAGCUGCAGUUUAAACUCUAUCACAAGAACAUACUGUAUUAUAUAUUCAGAGCAGAGGAUAUUCCUACAGCUCAAAGAUGGAUUGAGGCGUUUCAGGAAGCCAUGAUUCUUUGACUUAUGUGGAUCAAAUAGUUUAUUAGAACUAGAUAUAUUUCUGGCCUGCAAUAGUAAACUGAGGAACCAUGCCUGAGCUCAGAAGACACCUUUUCAAGCAUUAAAAUAAUUGUGGGACAAUGGAUGCAUAAUAAGCAGCCUAGGAAAGAAGCGUGUCUUUCAACUGUCUUCCUCAGAGUCCGUCCUCAACACAAGAAUCAGGAAAACGGGUGUCUGGGGUUGUGCACUAGUGACGGGAAACAGCAGGACUGUCAGAAAGCAAGAUCAGAAAUCUUCUGUUACAUGGAUCAAGUUGGAUUUUGCCUCACAUUGAAUAUGUGUGCGUGUGUGUGUGUGUGUGUGUGUGUGUGUGUGUGUUUGCGUGCUAAUGAAUCAUAAUGUAGGUCAAGGGAUUAAAUGAGACAUUAAAAAUACCAGGAUUUAGCCCGAUUCUGUGACUUCCAGCAAAGCUCCGUUUAACGUCCAGCCACAUCCAGUGUGAAGUUCUAAUGAUGUUAUAAACGCUGUAUGUGUAAAAAGUGUCGGAACAGAUUCAAAAAACCAAAACAACAAAAAAAAAAAUCACGUUUGAUCAAAUAUGGAUGUGCAGGUUUGAAUCUUCAGGGCCUCUAGAUUCUGGUUGAAGAACAAAAAAUGUUUCUGCAAUGGUGCAUCAUGGGAGAUGUAGGAUACCACUGUAAAAGCCAGUUGAUGUUUUUUUGUGUUUUUUUUUUUUUAAUAAUAGCCACAACACUUUUAUUUGACGUUUAGCCUUUUUAAACAACUUUUUAAUCAUUGUUUUGUAUAGGACUGUCUAAACAAAUGACAAUUCGAUACUGGGAAUAACUGGAUGUACAUGUAAAUAGGCUGUAUAUGGUAAUAUAAUGCAGGGUUAUUUAUAACAAUCUAGGAUUGUUAGUCUCCUGAUGAAUUUAAUGAUUUUGUAAUUUAACAUCGUCAGGUUUCCAGCCAGUUAAGAACCGUGUAAAGUCACCACAUAAUAACCGAGCGUGGAGUUUUCAGAUGACUGUACACACUUGGGAAAAAUGUCAGGCACCUCUGUGCUACUCGUUACAAUCAAGCUGUUGUUGUGAUUUCAUUCUUACCAUUCGGCACUUCUUUCUCUUACAGUUUAGUUGGAAAAGGGUUUCGUAAAUAAAGGAUAAUAUUGCUGGUGUUAUGACGUCACAGCGAGAAGAGGUUUAUGUUUGAUAGGACAAAAUGCACAAGAGCACUGCACACUGAUUUUUUUUUUUCUUUUUUUUAUAUGAUUAAACCUGCUGUUUCAUUCACUCAUACCUAAGCUAACUGGUCAGGGUUGCUUUUUUUUUUCAGAACUGACUUUUGAUUGUGUUGUAACACUUAAGCAACCAUUUGAAAUCACUCCAGGGAAGUACUGUGUUCAGAUAUAGAUGUAAACUGCCAGAGGUAAUAAAUCAUUUUAAACAGGAA
Silurus meridionalis is the source of this 5347-nucleotide messenger RNA. It is a transcript of the gene fgd6, whose product is annotated as FYVE, RhoGEF and PH domain containing 6. Gene Ontology annotation, molecular function: metal ion binding; guanyl-nucleotide exchange factor activity. Lineage: Eukaryota; Metazoa; Chordata; Actinopteri; Siluriformes; Siluridae. Bases 227 to 3916 code for a protein of 1229 amino acids. The transcript has 21 exons. The record is from RefSeq and is a predicted model, not a curated record. Gene Ontology annotation, cellular component: cytoplasm.